This is a messenger RNA of Armigeres subalbatus, 3672 nucleotides long. RefSeq lists its product as uncharacterized. The record is from RefSeq and is a predicted model, not a curated record. The coding region runs from base 95 to 3499 and encodes 1134 amino acids. NCBI's taxonomy places the organism in Eukaryota, Metazoa, Arthropoda, Insecta, Diptera, Culicidae. Gene Ontology annotation, biological process: proteolysis; DNA integration. The transcript has 2 exons. Gene Ontology annotation, molecular function: nucleic acid binding; aspartic-type endopeptidase activity.
AACAUCCGGCAAACAAGGGUGCAAAAUCGAAGGGAAGAAGAACGGGAAAAUGUGCUGAAAAUGAAUCGCGCCCAAGUGAAUCGAAGAAGGGUGCAUGCUUCCGCUGCGGCAACACGAGUCAUUUCGCAAACAAGUGUGUUCAUGCGAAAACGUCUGCCUGAAAAAGAAGAGUGCGUCGAGCACGAAAAACAAAAGUGAUUUCCACCAAGUGGAAGAGUGCGUAGUGCAACGUCAACAACAGUUAGAAGAUGAUGUUUACGUUGAUGAAAUCUGUGGUUUGUACGACGUGGAAAGUCGAGUGGACAAAUUCUGGAUCGUCCUCUCGGUGAAUGAUUCGAAAGUGAGAUUCGAGGUAGACACUGGUGCGCCGGUUGCGAUAAUGAGCGUUGCAGAUUACGAAAAGCUCUUGCCGGGUGUCAAGUUGGACAAACCGGAUCUAUCUCUUGUGAGCUACAGUGGAAAUUCGAUUGGAUUGCGCGGUAUGUGUACGGUCGUCGUUCAGUACGCCGGUGAAGUUUAUCGGUUGCUCUUAUACGUUGCGGAAAAUCGAAAGCAUCCAUUGCUGGGCAGAAGCUGGAUGAAAGUUUUGCGGCUGGAUGUUAGUAAGUUUUAUGAGGAAGUACAUUCGGUGACUGAUAAUGUUGUGAAGUGCACCACCGAUGAGUCGGUGAAGAAGCUCAUUGCGCAGUACAGUAGUGUAUGUGAUCAGUCUAUGGGCAAGAUCGUGGGACUCACUGCAAAACUGCAGUUGAAGCCGAACGCGCAUCCGGUGUACAUUAAAGCACGGCCGGUGCCGUUUUCAUUGAGAAGUGCGGUAGAGCAAGAAAUUGAAAAGCUCGUUAAUGACGGUGUGCUCGAAAAAGUGAACCACAGUGAUUGGGCGACACCCGUGGUCCCCGUUAUGAAAAUGAACAACAAAGUGCGAUUGUGUGGUGAUUACAAAAUCACCGUUAACCGAAAUCUUGUGGUGGACGAGCAUCCUCUCCCCACUGUCGAGGAGCUUUUUGCGAAUGUGGCAGGUGGAGAAAAGUUUUCGAAGAUCGAUCUGUCACAGGCUUACCUCCAGCUUGAAGUGGAUGCCGAGCAACGAGACAUUUUGACCCUGAGCACACAUCUGGGCCUAUACCGGCCAACACGCCUGAUGUACGGCGUGAGCUCUGCACCUGCGAUUUGGCAACGACUGAUGGAAGAAGUGUUGAACGGAAUACCGGGAGUGACAGUGUUUUUGGACGAUAUUCGCGUGACGGGUCCGAACGACAAAGUACAUUUGCAACGACUUGAAGAAGUGCUCAAACGUCUGAGCCAGUACGGUAUGCGAAUAAACGUGGACAAGUGCGUGUUUUUUGCGAAUCAAAUUGAGUAUUGCGGUUACGUCGUCGAUCGCCACGGUAUACAUAAAGUGAAAGAGAAGAUCGAUGCGGUGCAAAAUAUGCCAACCCCCGAAAGCAAAGAGCAAGUGCGAUCCUUCGUCGGGUUGGUGAAUUAUUACGGACGUUUUCUUCCUAACCUGAGCACGAUGAUUCAUCCGCUGAAUCGUCUCCUGCGAAACGAUGUGCCGUUUGAGUGGUCGAAAGCAUGCGAAGAAGCUUUUAGGAAGGUGAAACAGGAGAUGCAAUCUGACAGCUUUCUGGUGCAUUAUAACCCCGAGCUGCCACUGGUGCUUGCGACCGAUGCAUCACCUUACGGAGUCGGAGCGGUCCUUAGCCAUGUCCUUCCGGACGGCUCGGAGCGGCCGAUACAGUAUGCGUCCCAAACUUUGAACGAGACUCAACGUAAGUAUAAACAAGUUGAUCGAGAGGCAUAUGCGAUUGUAUUCGGCAUUCGGCGAUUCCACCAAUAUUUGUACGGGCGCAAAUUCGUGCUGUACACGGAUAAUGAACCUGUCAAGCAGAUUUUCUCCGAGACGAAGGGUCUACCCACUAUGUCGGCCUUAAGAAUGCAGCACUAUGCUACGUUUUUGCAGUCUUUCGACUACUCUAUAAAAUUCCGUCCCACAAAGCAACAUUACAAUGCGGAUGCAUUCUCGCGGUUGCCAAUUGCAAUGAAGCAGCCGAAUAACGUUGUAGAAGAAACUGACUUGCUGGAAAUCAGCAUUAUCGAGACAAUGCCUCUUACGGUGAAUGAUCUGGCCAAAGAAACUGCGGCAGACAGUUCGGUCAAGGUUCUGUUGCAGGGAUUAAAGAAUGGGAAGACUGUCGAAGCCAGAGAUCGUUUUGGUAUCAACCAGAACGAGUUUUCGUUGCAGCAAGGGUGCAUUUUGCGGGGAAUUCGAGUUUAUAUUCCUCCCAAGUUACGCACAAAGGUGCUUCAAGAACUGCAUUCCACCCACUUUGGAAGUACUCGUCUGAAGUCACUUGCGAGAGGCUACGUAUGGUGGGAAAGGAUUGACAGGGACAUCGAGGAAUUAGUCAUGAACUGUGCAUCCUGUCAAGUCACACGUCCGAAUCCUACAAAAGCCCCACUGCAUUGUUGGGAACCGGCAACACAGCCGUUCGAACGUGUUCACGUUGACUUCGCUGGGCCGUUCAUGGGGAAAUAUUUCAUCGUUUUCGUAGACGCAUUUACUAAAUGGCCGGAAGUGAAGAUUCUACGAGACAUAACGACUGCUACAACGAUCAACUCCUGCAGAGAAUUUUUCUCGACUUACGGAAUACCUUGCGUCCUGGUCAGCGACAGAGGUGUUCAGUUUACUUCGAGUGAGUUUAAGCGGUUCCUUGAACUGAAUGGUGUGUUCCACAAGAUGGGUGCGCCCUAUCACCCGGCCACGAACGGACAGGUGGAAAGGUUCAUUCAGACCUUCAAGAACAAAAUGAAAGCCUUGCAAUGUGAUAAAACGAAGAUGAAUGUAGAACUGUGCAAUAUACUUUUGACGUAUCGCAAGACUAUCCAUCCUACUACUGGAAAAUCCCCUUCUAUGAUGGUCUUUAAUCGCCAAAUUCGCUCCCGUCUUGAUUUGAUGCUGCCUGGUCCGAUACAUUCGGAAAGGGCAGAUCCGAAGAUUCGCUCUAUUCCGGAGGGAGGAAGAGUUGCUGCUCGUGAUUUUCUAGGCCAUGAGAAGUGGAAAUAUGGCCGUAUCGUGGAAAAGCUUGGGAAGUUGCACUAUAUGGUACAGCUGGAUGACAAUCGUAUAUGGAAGCGGCACAUCGACCAACUUCGUGAAGUAGGACCAAACUUGCCAGUUCGUCGCAGUUUGCCGGAUAUGCCGAUUCUGCCAGACGUUUCUACACAACCCACAAUCGCUCCGAAUGCAUCCAGUAGCCGUACUGUUCCGGCUAGUCAAGAAGCGCCAACAACCGCCAACUUCGGUGCAACGAUUGCAAGUCCGAGUGUUCAACCUGUCUUGGUGUCGGCUUCAGACCCUAGCCAGACAUUGAGUGUUCCGACUACGAAUAAAUCAUCGGAGCCAUUUGCGAAAAGUGGACGAAGCACAGGAUUACAUCAGCAAACGCCGAGAAGAUCAACCCGAGUAGUGAAAGCACCCAAGAGAUUGAAUCUGUGAAAUGUAAAUCAUAAGGGAGGAAGAGCUGUCAUAUAUUUUACAUAACCAUUCCCACUGUGAAUCUUUAUAGCUUUCUAGAUUUGUACCUUUAUAUUGAUUAUCCUUGCGCUCUUCCCACCCAACAUAUUUCUCUUGUCAUUUCCGCUAUACAACAUUGUAAACAGUGUGUAAGA